Molecule: messenger RNA, 1242 nt
Organism: Equus caballus (horse)
Lineage: Eukaryota; Metazoa; Chordata; Mammalia; Perissodactyla; Equidae
Gene: THAP7
Product: THAP domain containing 7
Biological process (GO): regulation of DNA-templated transcription
Cellular component (GO): nucleus
Source: RefSeq, a predicted model, not a curated record
UUCCGGUAUCCACGCAACCCGGCCCCGCCCCGCUCCUCGGGCGAGCGCCUCGCGCUUCCGAGUCUCUGUGGUACCAACUUCCGCCGCGCGCCACACCUCGCGAGAUUUGGGCGGCGCAGCAAUGGCGAGACCAUGCCGCGUCACUGCUCCGCCGCCGGCUGCUGCACACGGGACACGCGCGAGACGCGCAACCGCGGCAUUUCCUUCCACAGACUUCCCAAGAAGGACAAUCCAAGGCGAGGCUUGUGGCUGGCCAAUUGCCAGCGGCUGGACCCCAGCGGCCAGGGCUUGUGGGACCCGGCGUCCGAGUACAUCUACUUCUGCUCCAAACACUUCGAGGAGAACUGCUUUGAGCUGGUGGGAAUCAGGCUGCUUUUUCCCCACAGUGGGUAUCACAGGCUGAAGGAGGGGGCAGUUCCCACGAUAUUUGAGUCUUUCUCCAAGCUGCGCCGGACAACCAAGACCAAGGGGCACAGUUACCCACCUGGCCCCCCUGAUGUCAGCCGGCUCCGGCGAUGCAGGAAGCGCUGCUCUGAGGGCCGAGGACCCACGACUCCAUUUUCUCCACCUCCACCUGCUGAUGUCACCUGCUUUCCUGUGGAAGAGGCCUCAGCCCCUGCUGCUUUGCCUGCCUCACACGCUGGGAGACUGGAGCCCGGCCUCAGCAGCCCCUUCUCAGACCUCCUGGGGCCCUUGGGUGCCCAGGCAGAUGAAGCAGGCUGCAGUGCCCAGCCCUCGCCGGAGCGGGAGCCAGAGCGGCAGCCAUCCCCUCUCGAGCCACGGCCCGUCUCGCCCUCAGCCUACAUGCUGCGCCUCCCGCCGCCUGCUGGAGCCUACAUCCAGAAUGAGCACAGCUACCAGGUGGGCAGUGCCCUGCUUUGGAAGCGGCGAGCUGAGGCUGCGCUUGACGCCCUGGACAAGGCCCAGCGCCAGCUGCAGGCCUGCAAGCGGCGGGAGCAGCGGCUGCGGCUGCGGCUGACCAAGCUGCAGCAGGAGCGGGCGCGGGAGAAGCGGGCACAGGCGGAUGCUCGCCAGACUCUGAAGGAGCAUGUGCAGGACUUUGCCAUGCAGCUGAGCAGCAGUAUGGCCUGAGUGAGAGGCUGCUGGACCAUGGGCUGACAGAGGGGCUGCCCAUCAGGGCUCCAUCCCAUCCUGCCUCAGAAUCCACCUGGAGAGGGACCUGAGCUGAGCUGCAUCCAUCAGACCCAGCAGAUGCCAUAAUAAAGUGGAUUCUAGAAGGAG